This is a messenger RNA of Arachis stenosperma, 1044 nucleotides long. RefSeq lists its product as uncharacterized. The record is from RefSeq and is a predicted model, not a curated record. Lineage: Eukaryota; Viridiplantae; Streptophyta; Magnoliopsida; Fabales; Fabaceae. The transcript is spliced from 2 exons. The coding region runs from base 1 to 1044 and encodes 347 amino acids.
AUGGAAGAAAGUAUCAACCAAGACCUACCUAGAAAUAAUAAUGCUGAAAAUAAUUCUGCUUCGAAUGAACGUUCUCUUCCUCCCGCGAGUAACGAAAAUCAAUCACAAACUUGUAGUGUUCGGGGGAAAACUGAUCCUGCUUGGAGAUACAUUGCUUUACAGAAUAUAAAUGGAAAACUGCAUUACCAAUGCUUAUUUUGUCUGAGUACUUUUGGGGGCGGGGGAAUUAAUAGAAUGAAAAAGCAUUUGGCGAAGAUAGGUAGAGACAUCAAGAAGUGUUCUAAGGUCCCGUAUGAUAUAGAAAAACAAAUGGAAGGUUUAUUGAAAGAGAUUCAGAAAAGUAAAACUAGUAAAAGGAAAGUAAGUUUCAAUGAAGAGGGUACCGAUGAGUGUGAGGAUGCAAUUGAUGAAGCAAUAGCGCAAGAGGAACAACAAACUCCGAGUCAGUUACCAACUAAGGAGGUUGUUGGAGGCGAUCCAAAAAAGAAAGCAAAAACCAUUAUUCCUCCUAUGAUUCCUUUCAAUACGGUUAUAUCACCUUUUUUUCAAGAUAUGUUGGAUGGUGUAGCUGGCUAUGGGCCUGGUUAUAUAGGUCCUUCUUAUGACUCUUUGAGGGUUAACUUAUUAGCCGAUCUCAAAAGGGAGUGUCAAAUGGUUGUUGAUAGCUAUAGGUCUGCUUGGAAAGAAACUGGAUGUACUCUCAUGGCUGAUGGUUGGACAGAUCAAAGGCAAAGAACGUUGAUGAAUUUUUUGGUUUAUUGUUCGAAAGGGUUGUGCUUUGUGAAAUCUGUAGAUGCCUCAAGUAUAGUUAAAAAUGCUUCUAGCUUGUGUGACUUGUUUUCAGAGGUGAUUGAAUGGAUUGGACCUGAUAAUGUUAUUCAUGUAGUAACCGAUAAUGCUGCGAAUUAUGUUGCUGCUGGUAGGCUUAUUAAUAAGAAAUUUGAAAAUAUUCACUGGUCACCUUGUGCUGCUCAUUGCUUGAAUCUUAUUCUAAAAGAUAUAAGCAGCAUGCCACAUAUUUCUAGCCUUGCAACACGUGCUUAG